Molecule: messenger RNA, 1350 nt
Organism: Fusarium sp. VM40
Lineage: Eukaryota; Fungi; Ascomycota; Sordariomycetes; Hypocreales; Nectriaceae
Source: the annotation of a GenBank genome assembly
AUGGACUCAUCAGGGUCGACCUCAAAUGCGCUGGUUCGCAAGCGGACAGACAUGGAUUUGAUGCCUCCGCCUCCUGCAGCCAAAAAGAUCAAACGUCCGAAGAAAGUCCUCGAUGAGGAUACUUACACAGAAACACUAUCUCAAAUUAUUGCUCGAGAUUUCUUCCCUGGGCUUCUACAGACUGAGACACAGCAAGAGUAUCUCGAUGCGCUGGAGUCAAAGGAUGCUGCCUGGAUCUCAAGUGCAGGUCGGAGACUACAACAUGUCAUGACGCCCGGACGGCAAAACACACCUCUACCAUCACGGUCAGCUUCUUUUGCUGCAGGAGACCGCACACCCUCGGCCUAUGGAGGAGAUACGCCGGCUUCAGUAAUCUCAAAUGUCCCGGCAACACAACCACGGCUGAAAACCAAUAUGAGUCUGUCAAAGUUCCAGGAAACGUACACAAGCGAGGAUAAUGAAAGCUUUUAUAAGCUUGUCGACAAACAGAACCAGAAGAAGGCUGAAAAAUAUGCCUGGCUUUGGCGCGGCAACAAACUACCCUCAAAGCAGAUGAUCAAACAGAAAGAAGUUGAGGAUCGGCUUGGCCAAACACGAAGCCUUAUAGAUGAUGGCUUUAAACGCGAUCUACUUGCUAUCAAGGACAGAGAUGACCGACCAGCGCGUCCAGAUACUUGGAAGGCAGAUCCUCGAAACAAUCUGAUGUUUGGACCAGACGGAGUAGAGGAUGGAGUUGUCACUGUUUCUCAAAAGUCUGAGGAAUCUUCAAGGAUGGCGCCCAAGUCAAUAGUCUACGCGAAUACGAGAAUGCCAGAGCCACGUAUUGUGCAGCGACCGCCUUCCCCGACCAUGUCUGCAGUGCGAGAUGCUAUUGCAGGGAAGCCCCGGAAGGGCGACCAGGACUCGAGUGUCGUUGGUGGAGGGGAGACACCAAGGGUGAACGGAUACGCGUUCGUCGACGAUGAAGAUGAUGAGGACGAGCCGAUCCUUCCUGCUCCUAUCAUCAACCUGGGACCAGGAGAUGCGACACCGAAUCCCUUUCGGUUGCAAGAGCAGCGCGACAGAGAAACCUUGCACGAGCGCAUGGUGGAUAGAAUAUCACAAUCGAAAAAGGAAUCCACGAGGAAUGGACUUACCGGGAGGGUUGACAAAACACCCGUUCCAAAGUUUCCAAGCAGUCCUCGAGUUAACGGAGGCCUAACACCCGCAGCGCAGAGGCUUUGGAGUAAGAUAGGCACACCUGGACGCGGGUCGAGCGGCAACUCAUUUGGACAGUCCAAACCCAUGACUCCUAGAGGUUCGCUUUUGAGAUCGGUCAAGAGACCUGGCUCAACAUCAGGAUCCAAGUAA